CCAUUGAAAAGAGGACUGUGUCGCUGAACUGGUUCACCUGUCAACACUAAGCAGCACUUCAGCUCAACGUGAAUUGAACAAAAGGCAUCAACUAUCGUUUUCCUGAUUUGUUUUGAUCCCUUAAUACGUCGAGAAGCGAUAGCAAACUGUGGUAACCCGGAUUAUGGAACGGUUAGCAAAACGGUAUUUUUUUUCAUGGCUGUUUGUGGCUUCAAGUAUCCAGGUAUCGAGUUUACAUUUUGCGCAGGCGACUUACAUAUGCACAGCUUACCUUAAUGUCUCUUCUGUUGAUGUUGAAAGCAACGAAACUGUUUGGCGGUAUGAAGAAAGCGGACUUUAUGGACUAGAUUCUCCCAAAAUGACAGUGACGGGGGAAGUCUAUGUACCUCGUCCGAUGUACGGCUGCCAGUCUGAUGAUGCAUUUUAUGAUGUACCAAAUGAGUCAAAGGGAUGGAUCGCGUUAAUUCAGCGAGGUCAUGGAUGCAGUUUUUCCGAGAAGAUCAAUGUCGCGGUCAGCGAGGGGGCAAUUGCUGUCGUGAUUUUUAACGAUCUUGGUACAGAUAGAGUAAUCCAAAUGUCGCACCCAGGGACUGGAGACACUGUCUCCAUCAUGAUCGGCCACAUCAGAGGCCUGGAGAUCGUGAACCUGGUCCAGAAGGGUUUCCCCGUCAACAUGACGAUCGAGGUGGGCAAGCAGCACGGACCCUGGAUGAGUCACUACUCUGUGUUCUUCGUGUCCAUCUCCUUCUUCGUGGUGACCGCUGCCACGGUGGGGUACUUCAUCUUCUACUCAGCACGUCGCCUCAACAGCCUCCGUCAGCAGAACAACAAACAGAAACAUCUCAAGACUGAAGCAAAAAAAGCCAUUGGUCAGCUUCAGGUGCGGACCCUAAAACAGGGAGAUGAGGAGACCGGCCCAGAUGCUGACACCUGUGCUGUGUGCAUCGACGCUUACAAACCCGGAGAUGUGCUUUCCAUUCUCACAUGCAAUCACUUGUUUCAUAAGAGCUGUAUCGAGCCCUGGCUGCUGGAACACAGGACGUGUCCCAUGUGUAAAUGUGACAUCCUGAAGACUCUGGGGGUGGCGCACCCUGAUGACGAGGAGUCCAGCCGGCAGACGUCCGUCCCUCCAGACUUCCAGUCCUUCCCCAGCGCCCCUGAAGAUGCCCAGAGCGAGACGGCGUCUUCAGGGUACGCCUCCGUCCAGGGGGGUGAGGAACAGGGCAGCCCGCCUCAGGGAACCCCUAUAUUUGAAGUUAAGGACCAGCCUGAUCCUGUUUCGGUCCACAUUGAGAUCCAGCCCCAGUACGACAACCUGGCAUUUGAGGGCGACCUCCAAAACCAACAGGCGCCCAGGAUAUGAACAGCAUGCUUAGCACUGCACUGGACCCUGGCUAAUGGGACUCGCGCCACAGUCGAUUACAUUCAAAGAUGUUGUUCCUGGUGGUUGUGAAACAAGCAGAACCUGUAAAGUGAGUUUGAGGUUGUUUUAGGAAAAGAGAAUGUAGCCUAUGCAUAUCAUUGGAAUCGAUGCAAUAAUAAUGUCUGAACUGGUACUAUCUCACAUGUUUUAAUGAUCAUUUUACAUGUCGAUUUCAUUUUUGUGUUUGUUUACUGCGUACAAAAAGUCAUUAGAUCACCUAAUGUUUUUGAUGUCUGUGCAUUACUAGAACAGGACUGAUCUCUUUUUAAGAGACUUAAUGCAGUAAUAUAUCAGCAGAAAUGAUGCCUUCUAUGAUCGUAUUUGCGAUCUUUCAAUCAAUAUGAGAUUUGAUGAUAUUGUAUAAGUACAUUUGGUAGAAGUGUGCGCUGCAUGGCAAGCUGAGCACAUGCUGCUUGCUCAGUUUAAUCUCAGUAUAUAUCAUUAUUAUGGUUUCUACUUCUCUUAUCACAUAGGGUGUCAGUGACUGUGGACAGUCACUUUGUUCUCUCUUUUCUCAGUUGUAAGGCACAACAAAAAUAUUGUAAAUGUUCUUGUUGUCUUCAAAUUCUAUGUCACUUUCAUGCCAUGUCUACAGUGGUUUUUUCCUUCUAUGGACUAAGAGAUGCAAGUUAGAAGUUGGACUUUCACUUAGGGAAGACUCAGAUUUUGAAAGUAUGCAAGUUAACAUAUCCUUUUGCCUCUACAUCUUGUAACAUUUUCUGGUAUUUUUGGUUGCCUCGUGAAAAUGAUUUAACAGAAUAGUUUGUUUAGGACACAUCGUGCAUGCACUUUAAGAUGAAUACUAUUUUAAAACGUUUUUUUUAAAUAUAGCGCGCAGCCUUUCCAAUGUAAAAGAUUUAUAAAAUAUUUUGAUUAAAUGGGGGACAAAAGGUAUUCUUUAUUUUCUCUUUUGACAGUAAUGUAAGGGAAUUGAUGUAUGAAAGAAGUUGAAAUGUAAAUAAAUUUGUUUUAUCAAACAA
Hypomesus transpacificus is the source of this 2403-nucleotide messenger RNA. RefSeq names its product ring finger protein 128a (gene rnf128a). Lineage: Eukaryota; Metazoa; Chordata; Actinopteri; Osmeriformes; Osmeridae. The record is from RefSeq and is a predicted model, not a curated record. The transcript has 7 exons. Bases 164 to 1363 code for a protein of 399 amino acids.